Messenger RNA from Aspergillus versicolor CBS 583.65, 948 nucleotides. RefSeq lists its product as uncharacterized. The transcript has a single exon. Lineage: Eukaryota; Fungi; Ascomycota; Eurotiomycetes; Eurotiales; Aspergillaceae. The record is from RefSeq and is a predicted model, not a curated record. The coding region runs from base 1 to 948 and encodes 315 amino acids.
AUGUUCCCAACUUCUCAGAGCUUCCCCUUCAAUUCCCCCCUGCUCCCCCUCUCCAAUUCAUCUUUGGCAUUUACAGUUCGUAAUUUCCAAGCGGCGGAAAGAACCAGACCGCUCGCUAGACGGGAUUCCUCAACUUUACAUCAACCUGGCCUUCAGCCUGGCUCACCAAGGGCUUCGAUUCGGACCAUGGCAGAAUUCGAGCCCCCGCUGUACAACCUACCAUCGUCCCCUUUUGCAGAAACGCUCUGGGCGGGCUGGAAUGUCAACUCUUCUCCCGUGUCGAGCCAAGAUGAGAGCAACUUCGAGAUAGAACCCAACUGGCAACAACAUAUCUACCCGAUACCGGAUUACUACUGUCUUCCGCUCGAUACAUGGCCAAGCCAACCCACUACACCACUCUCCAGUUAUUCCCCUACGGAUAGCUCAUUCUCGACGGGACAACUCCCCGACAAUCCACUUAAUGUCGCAAAUUGGAUGCCCGCGACCGAUACAUUUGCUGCUCCAGUAUUCUCCGCUGCUCCGACGGCGGCUUCAUGUACUCCCGAGCUCACGCCUCAAUGCAUCUCACUUCCCGACUACUCAAGCGCUUCGUCAGGAACAACAACACCGAUCACCCAAUCCUCCCCCGCCGAGCCGGACAGCCUCCUACCCUUGUCGGCCACCCCAAACACUAAAACAAACCGCGUCACAAAAACCACGAUCCGAUGCUGGGAGCACAGUUGCGGCGGUCGGGCAUUCUCGUCUCUCGGGAACUACGAACGACAUCUCCGCGAGAAGAGCGGGCGGGCGAAGAGCUUCACAUGCGAGCAGUGCGGCCAGCGCUUCACACGAUCAACUGCAAAAAACAAACACAUCAGAUACGGGCGCUGCCGAAUGCAACAGGUCGAGCCCACGCCUGUGUCCAAAAGCCGAGCAGGACCAAAAUCAGGAAGUUCCCGACGCCGAUAG